Sphaerodactylus townsendi is the source of this 3023-nucleotide messenger RNA. It is a transcript of the gene PROZ, whose product is annotated as protein Z, vitamin K dependent plasma glycoprotein. Gene Ontology annotation, molecular function: calcium ion binding; serine-type endopeptidase activity. Gene Ontology annotation, cellular component: extracellular region. The coding region runs from base 1662 to 2918 and encodes 418 amino acids. The record is from RefSeq and is a predicted model, not a curated record. The transcript has 7 exons. Gene Ontology annotation, biological process: blood coagulation; proteolysis. NCBI's taxonomy places the organism in Eukaryota, Metazoa, Chordata, Lepidosauria, Squamata, Sphaerodactylidae.
GAACUGCAACCCUAACUUUGUAUUUUUAAUUAAUUUAUUCAGUCAUAAAUUUUUCCCGAAUUUAUAACAAAACCCUGAAACACAAAAGUGACCAUUGCGAUAUUAUUAGACUGUGCCCUAGAACUCAACAUAACAGUAAGGCAAGCCUCAGCCCCGGCCCUUGCGUUAACCCUAACCCUAAGUUUUAAUUUUUAUUUAAUUUAUUCAAUCUUAAAUUGUUCCCAAAAUUGUAACAAAAACCCAAAACCUAAAACUGACUAUAGCUCUGUUCUCCGACUGCGCCCUAGAACUCAACGUAACACUAAGGCAAGCUUGAGCCCCUGCCCUUGCCUUAACCCUCACCCUAAUUUAUGAUUUUUACUAAAUUUAUUCAGUCAUAAAAUUGUUCCCAAAAUAGUAACAAAAACCCGAAACCUAAAACUGACCAUAGCCCUAUGUCACCAAUACAGUUGACUGUCCAGAAAAAGUCCGCCCUGCAUCUUGCCAUGGGCUUGCCUGCCAACAAUAUGGGCCCCCAAAAUCACUGCCAGAUAGGCAAAUACCUUGAAGCCAACCCCACUGGGACUAAGCAAGGAGAAACCCUUUGUGGCACAGCAUCUGUUUUGAAUGCAGAAGCUCUUUGGUUCUGUUCCUGGCUUCUCAAGCUAAAAGGAUCCAGUGAUGUGAAAGACCUCUGCCUGAGACCUUCCGAGCCACUUCUAGUCAAAGUAGACAGCACUGCCUUUAAAAGACUGUAGAUCUGACUCAGUAUAUGGCAGAUUCAUCCCUGUUAUCAUGUGACACUUGGCUCUGCCAUUGCCCCUCUGUUUUCUUAUGAGUUCUUGAACUUUAAACUUUACUCACUCAGUAUCUUUACCGAAAAGCAACUGCUAUGCAGCCAAAACACUGCUAACAAAUCCAGAGGCAGAAAUGGGAACUCAACUUUGGACAUUAUGGUCUGCUUUCUUUGUCCUCUGUUUUUGUAGGGCAGAACUGACAGGUAUGGUUUUUAUAUUUUUUCUAUUCUAUUGACUUUGCGGAAUUUCCAAAACUAAGGGAGGACAUGGAGGCAGUGGAGGCAGCAAUGUAUUAUUAUUAACCUAUUAACCAAUUGUUAUUAUUCAUUUAUUAAUUUCAUUAACCUGAGCAUCUGAGAUCUGUAAAACAUUUUCCCUUGAGAUCUUUAGUUAAUGUUGAAAACUGUUCAGCAAAGGACAUGCUUUGCAGUUUACACAUUGCUGAUUUAUUUCAUUCAAACACUAAAGUAAAAAAAAAAAUCAGGAGUCUGCUGUAAAUUCAUUAACAUAUAUGUCAUAUAUAAAUGAUCAUCGCUGACACUGACGAUCUCUCCUUUGGUAGGAGAGCAUAUUUUAAAGUUUAAAAUAGACUUUGCCACACCGCAAAAUGAGUUGCUAGAUGUUGCAAUCAGAUGUUUCAUGUAAUUUUUUUUCUUUUUCUUUUUGAUUAUAUGGUUUAUAUUGGUGGUUAAUUUUUUUAAUUAAUUAAAAAAUAAUAAUUAUCCUGUAUGUCAGCACUGUAAAAGUCACCCAGUUUCCUCAGGAGUUUGAAAAGUUGUGAAUUUUUCAUAAUAUCACACCAGUUUACAACUGUUACGGUCUUGCUGAUGGCACACUUGCUCUUCGAGUGCAAGACUGAUGGUGCGGAUCACCAGUCUCUGACUGAUGGUGUGGAUCACACACACACAGCUCAAGUUUGGAUGGUUCAUGACAAGUAUGUUGGGCGAAAGAAAUAAAAUUGUUCACAGCUGCUGUUUGUCUUGCUUUUCAGUGUUUCUAUCUGCCCAAGAAGCAAAUAAAAUCAUUGCUAGAUCAAAGCGUGCCAAUUUCAUGAUUCUUGAGGAAAUCCUCCAAGGUAAUCUGGAAAGAGAAUGCCUUGAGGAAAGAUGUUCUUAUGAAGAAGCAAGAGAAGUAUUUGAAGACAUAGAAAAAACAGACAAAUUUUGGAAUAAUUAUUUUGGUGGUCGACAGUGCUCCUCAAAUCCCUGCCUGCAUAACGCCGUGUGCAAGGACAACAUUCGUAGUUACACAUGUGCUUGUACUGAUGGCUAUGAAGGAAGCAACUGUGCCUUUGUCAAAAAUGAGUGCCGCCAUGAAAUGAAUGAGGGAUGCCAUCAUUUCUGCUAUCCGGAACCAAAGUCUUACCGCUGUUCGUGCGCACAAGGCUACAAACUUGUGCAAGGCAAAUCCUGUGUUCCAUUAGAUGAUUGUUCGUGUGGCAGAUUUAAUGAAAAUGUGCAAAUGAAGCACGCUGCAGCUGGGAACAUCAGUAGAGGAUUCCCUUGGCAGGUCCUGUUCUUAAACUCUGAGGGAGAAGGAUUGUGUGGAGGUGUUCUACUGAAAGCUAACUUUGUACUAACUACAGCGGACUGUGCACUGCUAUCUCCUGUCAGUGCUGUGAUUGGAAAUGACAGACUGAUAGAAGCCAGACAAUUAACAUAUGUGAAACAGGUAAACAUACAUCUCCGCUAUGACAACAGUACCAGCAAGAACAACCUGGCAUUAAUACAGCUAGCAACACCUAGUGCCUGCAACAGCUCCCAUUUACCCAUAUGCCUUCCAGAAAAGGACUUUGCAGAGCAUGUAUUGAUUUUGGAACAGGUGGCCACUCUUAGUGGAUGGAAAAUGGAAAGGGACCAGUUGACUGAUUCACUAGCUGAAUUCCAGAUUCUGUAUCUCCAAGAAAAUGAAUGCACGCAAACAGUCAACAGAACUCUAACAACCAGGGAAUUCUGUGGAUACCAUCAUGAGGCAAUAAGUCAACAACCAGCUAGAGGAAGUUUCAGUGCCGUUAACUACAAAGGCACUUGGUUUCUGACAGGCAUUUUAGAACCACAGGCAACAGAAGCAAGUAAGUGGAAUCUGUUUGUAUUCACCAAGAUUUCAAGAUACAUGAUGUGGUUCAAACAGAUAAUGGAGUAAUCAAAUACAGCAACAAAGAAAUACAUACAUCGGCAAGGUUCAGUAUUUAUACAGAUUGCUGUUGAAAAUAUGUAUAUACUCAUCAAAUAAAAUAAAAUAUGUUCA